GAGUGCUAAUAAAAAUUUUGGUUUUGAAACCAAGUCUUCCAUAAAGAAAAUAUAUAUUUAAAUGUGAUAUUUGUGUCGAUUAUCUUAAAGCUAUCGCGUCUUCCAUGAGAUUCUACGGCUAAAUAUUAUAAAAAUACAAAUCACAUCGUCUUCCAGAAAUUGUAUAUUUCAAAAGUUGUGAUAAUCUUAACCCUAAAUAUAAACAGCAAUAAAAAGCAAUUGCAAAGAAUCGAAAUAUUCUUAUAAAUAUAAUUGUGAAGAAAAAUUCAAUUAGUGGUAAUUUUGUGUUACUUUUUGUAGUUAUAUAUUGUAUUUAAUUAGUAAAGAAAAUCCAAAGAAGAAAUGGAACAAAAAUUAGGACAAUUGAUAGAUGUUUGGCAUACAAUCCACGACAAAGUGCAGAGCCAUUUGCCCGCGUCGUGCACUGAAGGGGGAGAGAAAGUGCAAAUCAAUAGACAGGGACACUCUCGAGGCGAGCAUGAAAUGGCAUCCUUCAGAACUUUUGAGAGAUCCGACGGUCAGACGGCACCGCCGGAGGGGUACGGAGAGUAUAGCGAAAUGGAUGAAUACGAGGGCAAAAUGAAUGGUAUGGUUAACAACGAAGGAACCGCUGAAUUCUGCGAAGGCGGCCAACCGGGAGUUAUGAUAUCUGAAUGGCAGGCCGGUUGGAAUGUGACCAAUGCUAUACAAGGUAUGUUUAUAGUGUCACUUCCAUAUGCAGUACUACACGGAGGUUAUUGGGGUGUCGGCACACUUGUAUUUGUGGCCUACAUUUGCUGCUAUACCGGGAAAAUACUGGUCGACUGUCUGUACGAACAGAACGAAAGGGGAGAAGUGAAGAGAGUUAGAGACAGUUAUGUGAGUAUAGCUGAGGAGUGUAUGGGACAGAAAUACGGCGGAAAGAUAGUGAACGGCGCGCAGAUCAUCGAACUCCUCAUGACUUGCAUCCUAUAUGUGGUUCUUUGCGGAGAUCUACUGAUCGGUUCGUUUCCCAACGGGACCAUCGAUCAGAGGUCAUGGAUGAUGAUCUGCACAAUGCUUUUGCUUCCCUGCGCUUUCAUUACUGACAUCAGAGUUGUCUCUACUCUGAGUUUUUGGUGUACAAUAACUCAUAUUAUAAUCAAUAUACUUGUCACAUUUCGUUUGGAUGUCCAGACUUUCCCAAUUAUGUUAGGAAUUGUUGUAUUUAGUUAUACAUCACAAAUAUUUUUGCCGGGACUGGAGGGCAGUAUGAGAGACCGCUCCAGAUUUGAUUGUAUGCUCGACUGGAGUCAUAUCGCGGCCGCGGCUUUCAAGGGACUUUUUGCUUACAUAGGAUUUAUGACAUUCGGAGACGAGACUCAAGAAGUUAUAACAAACAAUUUGCCGACAAUGGGAUUCAAGCAUAUCGUCAAUUUGUCACUUGUUAUUAAAGCCCUGCUUUCAUAUCCACUUCCGUAUUACGCGGCCGCGGGUCUCAUAGAAUCGGCAUUUUUUCGCGGAAAACCAACGGAACAGAGACCAGAUGGCGAAGGAAUACAGCCCUUCCCCACGUGUUGGGCCAGAGAUAAUGACCUUAGAGUCUGGGCAGUAGCUCUUCGUGUAGGUCUUGUGCUUUUUAUUAUGUUUAUGGCCAUAUCGAUCCCUCACUUCGCGCUAUUGAUGGGACUGAUAGGCAACUUCACGGGAACGAUGCUGUCGUUUGUGUGGCCCUGUUUUUUCCAUAUGAAACUCAAGUGGAAUACAAUGGAAUUUAAUACAAUUACUUGGGAAGUGUUCAUCAUAUGUGUCGGUGUCUUCUGUGGCACAAUAGGCAUAAUCACCAGUUUUUCGGCGUUGAUAGACACCUAUCAUCUACCGCUGCCAUAUCCCGGUCCACAUUCAGUUCAGGGAUAGAAUUUCAAAUUCUCAAUGCAAUCAAUAAUUUAUGUAUUUAUUUCCACAAAAUUCUCACACAAUUCUUCAAAUAAUUU
Medioppia subpectinata is the source of this 1952-nucleotide messenger RNA. The record is from the annotation of a GenBank genome assembly. Lineage: Eukaryota; Metazoa; Arthropoda; Arachnida; Sarcoptiformes; Oppiidae.